Molecule: messenger RNA, 2412 nt
Organism: Rotaria sp. Silwood2
Lineage: Eukaryota; Metazoa; Rotifera; Eurotatoria; Philodinida; Philodinidae
Source: the annotation of a GenBank genome assembly
AUGGAUACAAAUUCGAUUAUCACAAAAGGUGAAUCAGAAUCCGUCGUCGUGGUAAAUGAUGAUGUUAAUGGACCACCUGUUAUUCAAGAAUUCUUUUCAAAAUUGAAUAUUAAUAUUGAAAAGAAUCGAUGGACUUGUUGCUGCAAUAUUUGUUCAUUAUCUGUUACAGAUACAUAUAAAACAACUUCGAAUUUUUUAAAGCACAUAAAAACUAAACACCGAUUUGCAUUUGAUGAAUGGAAGAGUAAACAUGACCGGGUGGUGAAUGAACAAAAUCAGCCGAAGAUUACAAAUAUUUUUAAUCGAGAGAAUGAAAAAUAUUCGGCCAAUAAUAAACGUCAACAACUCCUCACCAACAGUCUUAUUCGAAAUCUUAUUAUUAAUAUGAGUCUUCCAUUAUCAAUAGUCGACAAUGAGUCGUUUAUGAAUUUUAUGUUAGAUGCUGAUCCAAAAUACAAAAUGAUUAAUAGACGUGAUAUUACACGUUCGUUUCUUCCUAUUAUGUAUAAAAAAUGUAUAAAAAAGCUGCAGGACAUUUGUAAUCGAUCAAAAUAUGUUAGUCUCACUCUUGAUAUAUGGAGUGAUCGUAGAAUGCGUAGUUAUUUUGGCAUUACACUUCAUACAAUUAUUGAUGAUCAAUAUAAAACUUAUGUUCUUUCGUUUGAACGUCUAAAAGGUAAACAUUGCGGUGAUAAACUUGCUGCUGAAUUUGAUCGUGUUAUACAAAUGUACAAUUUAAAGGAUAAACUUGUUAGAAUAGUUACUGAUAAUGCAAGUAAUAAUCAAGCUGCAUUUGAUAAUCUUAUGUUACCCGGUUUUGAAGAAUAUUUUAAUGAUAUUGAUGAUGAUCAAUCGGAACGUGAAACAAGUGAUGAAGAUAGUGAUGAUAAUAAUAAAUUGUACGAAAAUAGUCAACUACAAGCAGAAGAAGUAAAUGAUGAUAUAUACGGAACAACACUUAGUGCACCAGCAGAACAAGAAUUUUUACGAUUACCAUGCUUUAGUCAUUGUCUUCAACUUGUUGUUAAUGAUGGAAUUAAAGCUGGUGGUGGUGCAUUAUCAUCUCUUAAAAAAGUAGCUGAUCUUGCUAAACUUGCACAUACGAGUACAUCAUUUGCAGAACGUUUAGAAGAACAAAAGUACAGUAUUCCUCUUGCUAAUCGAACUCGAUGGAAUUCACAAUUUCAAACUGUGAAGAAAGUUAUUAGUAUUCCAUCCUUCAUUCUUAACUCUAUUUUAACUGAUUUAAAAAAAAAUAAUCUUAUUCUUAAUACUAAAGAUAGAAAAAUUUUAGAAGAUUUUGUUUCUUUAUUUGAACUGUUUAAUGAAGCUACUGUUCUAACACAAGGUGAAUGUUAUGCUACUGUUAGUCUUGUUGCACCUACAAUUCUUGGUAUUCUUUUUGAUCUUGAGCGUGAACAUGCUUCUUCAAAUUUAUCUCUAGUAUCUUUGUGUGAAGCACUUCUUUCAUCUCUCAAAGCUCGAUUUAGAGCAGUUUUUCAAAUUGAUUCAUGUCAAUAUAAUGUUGAAGAAGAUUUAUGGCAUAUUCAAAUUCAUGGAACUGAUCAAUAUACUGAUUUAGUUGCUGAAUAUAUGAAAUAUCAAAAGAAAAAAAUGGAUGAAUCAAAUAUAAUUCUUAUGUUUGGUAAUUUACUUCUUGAAAUGGGUGAAUAUACUAAAGCUGAAGCAUAUUUUGAUACAAUUCUUAAUUCUUCAAAUCCAAAUGAUGAAGAAAUUGCUUGUAUAUUUUUCAAUUUUGGUCGUACACAUCAAUUAAAAGGUGAUUUUUAUCGUGCAAUAAAUUGUUAUAAUCGUGCAUAUAAUUUACAUAUGAAUGCUCGACCAAAACGUUUAACAAGUGCAGGUAAAACUUUGAAUGGUCUUGGAAUUGUUUAUAGUGAACAAGGACGAAAAAUAAAAGCAGAAGAAUGUUUUCAACAAGCUAUGAAAUUAUAUAAAAAAAGUAUUUCAAAAAAACAUGUUGAUGUUGCUGGAACAUUAAUUAAUUUGGGUACUAUUGAUUAUGAUCGACAACAUUAUGAUGAAGCAAUAGUUAAAUAUCGUAAAGCAAAAAAAAUUUAUGAUAGUUCUCUUCCAUCUUAUCAUCCAAAUCAUGCAAUACCAAGAGUUAAUUUAGGUAAUGUUUAUUUAGCUUCUAGAGAUUAUUCAAAAGCUUGUGAAGAAUAUGAAAUUGCAUUGAAAUUACAACAACAAUCAUUACCAAAUGAUCAUCCAGAUAUAGCUCGUACAUUACAUAAUCUUGCACUUGUUCAAAAACAUCUAGGAAAUAUUGAACAAGCAAAAGAAUAUUUAGAACGAGCAGAAGAAAUAGCUGAUCAUACAUUAUCAUCAAAACAUCCAGUUGUGUCUUUAAUUCGAAAAACAAAAGCUCUAAUGACAGAAGAAACCUGA